Molecule: messenger RNA, 597 nt
Organism: Symbiodinium natans
Lineage: Eukaryota; Dinophyceae; Suessiales; Symbiodiniaceae
Source: the annotation of a GenBank genome assembly
AUGGCCGAGGAGAGACGUGAAGCCGCCAUGUUCGCAGAGCUCUACUCCAUCAUGGUGGCCACCGAGCACCUGGAAGCAGCCUUUGUGCGUGGUGCCGUCUCCAACCAGGACUAUGAAAGGACCUGCACGCAGCUCCUGACGCAGUUCAAGACUCUGAAGAACGGGCUGAAAGACAAGUGCCCAGACAUUCGUGCCUUCGCCAAGGAAAAUGGGAUGAACUGCCCACUGGCGGAAGAACGGCUGCUGGGAACGGGUGUGGCUGCCACAGCUCUCUUCGGGGGCACUGCAGCGACGGGCAAAGAAAGCUUGGCCUGCUUCAAGGCGUCUGAGGGCUUCAUCACCCUCGUGGAUGCAGUGAAGUUGAACAUGAAUGCAGUCGACGAGCUGCUCCCCCUUGUGCGAGAUCUGCAGGCGAGCAUUGUAGGUAUUCCCAACCUGCCGCCGCUGGCCGGCAUCGAGCGUAUCGCCGGGUGGCUGGUCACCCUCAAUGGCAUGCGGGCCUCGGACCGGUUGACAGAAGAGCAGACCCGCCAGCUCGCAAUGGACGUGGAGCAGGCAUAUACAUCUCUGAAGAAUUGGCUGCAUGAGAAGACCUGA